AUGAUAACUCUCAGUUUCCCUGAGCAAGAGUCCCCUCACUCGGGGGCAGCGUCAAGUCCCUCACGGGGGCAGCGCGGAGUCCAUCACGAGGUCAAGCGUCAGAGUCCAUCACGGGGCAGCGUCAGAGUCCAUCACGGGGCAGCGACGAGUCCCCCACGGGGGGCAGCGUCAGAGUCCCUCACGAGGGGCACGCCAGAGUCCCUCACGGGGUGCGUCAGAGUCCCCUCACGAGGGGCAGCGUCAGAGUCCCUCACGGGGGGCAGCGUCCAGAGUCCCUCACGAAGGGGCAGCGUCAGAGUCCCAUCACGAGGGGCAGCGUCAGGAGUCCAUCACGAGGGGGCAUCGUCAGAGUCCCUCACGAGGUCAGCGUCAGAGUCCCUCACGAGGGCAGCGUCCAAGUCCCUCACGGGGGGGGCAGCGUCAGAAGUCCCUCACGAGGGCAGCGACAAGUCCCUCACGAGGGGCAUCGUCACACAGAGUACCGAGAGAUUAAUUAGCAAGAAGCUCCUUCCGUUAUGGCUGAAGAAAAAGUUGGAUGGUGGACUUUUAGUAGAAGUGCACUCACCUGUCAUCCCUGGGUUCAGUCAGUAUUUUGCUGCCACUGUUCAUGCUAAUACAUCUUUGGUUGCUCCAUUAGCCAUGCAGUACAUGAAGAUUAUAUCACAUUGUGACACUGAGGAACGUUUCGCCACACAGUGGUUCGCCUCAUCAACAGUUAUAAGCCACGUUACGGCCCUAUGCUAUAUAUUAAAGUCACUACUCAAACUGUCAUUUACUGUGGGUGGGGGAGCUGAUAAGAUACGUUAUACUGCUGAUGGUCGUCUUGUCAACUCUUUUACCAUCAAGCAAAUCACAGCAAAAGGCCUUCGUCAGGUGGGUGUUUACCGUGAGGACACAGGCGUAGUGUGGUCCCCUAGAGAGAUGCUUGGCUCAGAAAAACUGGAAUAUGGACGGAAGGGAAGAACAUUAGGUUUAGUAUCUAUUGAAGAACGAGAGAAGGACAGUGCUAUUCAGUCCGUCUUGCUAACUCAUGAGGACUAUGUGGGACGAACUUGGGCCUUCUCAGUGUUAGUGGUGGCAUGCCUGGGUGUGGUAGUCUCCUUGUAUGUCGCUGUGUAUGUGGCUCUGCGGGUAUGUGAUGGAACUCUCACUGGUCCACAGGUUCUUGGUGCCAUCCUGCUGCUGGGUGUGAUGGGGCUGUAUGCCUCCUGUGUUGUGUAUGUCUUGCCUCCUACCUCCAUGACCUGUGCUGUGCGUGAGUGGGCACCGCCUAUGUGCCUGGCACUCUGCUAUGGCAUUCUUCUGGUCAAGUCGAUGCAUCUACGUGCUUUGGUAUCAGUUGGGGUCGGGGGUGAAGUAUCUCAAGUAAACCUCCACGUUUCCUUGUUGUUUAUGCUAAGUGUGCAAGGUGCACUGUGUGUGCUGGGCCAUGCAGGUGGCCUAGACAUUGGAGAAGAACCACUGGUGAAAAAUGGCUUGAAUGGUAACCGGCAAUGUGGGCAGAAGCGUAUAGCCAUACUUGCUACCCGGGUUUAUCUCAUCCUUCUACUGUUUCUUAGCCUCAUCCUAGCCACUGUGAAUCGCAAAAUACAAAGAAACCACAAUGAGGUAAAGCAUACUUAA
This is a messenger RNA of Cherax quadricarinatus, 1623 nucleotides long. The record is from RefSeq and is a predicted model, not a curated record. Lineage: Eukaryota; Metazoa; Arthropoda; Malacostraca; Decapoda; Parastacidae.